AUGGUCCUGGAGCUCUACAUGGAUCUUCUGUCAGCAUCCUGCCGCGCUGUCUACAUCUUUGCCAAGAAGAAUGGCAUAGCCUUUGACUUCCAGUUUGUAGAUCUGCUGAAAGGUCAUCACCAUAGCAAGGAAUACAUUGAGAUCAACCCCCUGAGGAAGCUGCCCAGCCUCAAAGAUGGAAAAUUUAUCUUAUCUGAAAGUGUGGCCAUCCUUUUUUACCUGUGCCGAAGGUACAGCACACCCUCCCACUGGUACCCACCAGACCUGCACUCACGGGCCCGUGUGGAUGAGUUCAUGGCCUGGCAGCACACGGCCAUUCAGCUGCCCAUGAGCAAGAUACUCUGGAUCAAGUUGCUGAUCCCAAUGAUCACAGGUGAGGAAGUUUCAGCUGAUAAGACAGAACAGGUGCUGGAAGAAGUGAAGCAAAACAUGCAGUUCUUCGAGGAGAAGUUUCUACAGGACAAGCUGUUCAUCACUGGGGACCACAUCUCACUGGCUGACUUGGUAGCUCUAAUGGAGAUGAUGCAGCCCAUGGGGACCAAUUAUAAUGUUUUCCUCAGCUCCAAGCUGGCUGAGUGGCGCAUGAGAGUAGAGCUGGCAAUUGGCUCUGGCCUCUUCUGGGAUGCCCAUGACCGGCUGUCAAAGUUGGCAGAAUGGGACUGUUCAACAUUGGAUCCACUUGUCAAAGACAGAAUUUCUGACUUUGUGAAGAAGUCCAAGUGA
Messenger RNA from Marmota flaviventris (yellow-bellied marmot), 723 nucleotides. Its product is annotated as glutathione S-transferase theta-4. Lineage: Eukaryota; Metazoa; Chordata; Mammalia; Rodentia; Sciuridae. The record is from RefSeq and is a predicted model, not a curated record. Gene Ontology annotation, molecular function: glutathione transferase activity. Gene Ontology annotation, biological process: glutathione metabolic process. Gene Ontology annotation, cellular component: cytoplasm.